CCCCAGCAUCAGAGAGUGGAGUGGAAACAGGAAGAGGAGGCGAGGGGGGAAAGAAAGGAGACAGAGGAGAGGAUCGGGUGAGACAAGGUGGCGAGGAGUGAAAGAAAGGGAGGAAUAAGGGGAGAAGAAGGGCUGCCUGGACCAAAGAGAGAAGAGAGAGAGAGGAAGAAAAAAAAAACCAGGAGAGUUCACAGCUAUUUAAAGGGAUCUGAAACUGCACCGAUCUGGAGUCUUUCUAUUCCCGUCUGAUAGCAACAUCACUGCAAGACUGUCUCUUGCGCUCACGUGUGAAGUGGAGGGACCUCUAAACACCGACCAAGACUGGCUGCAUGUAUCACCCAGCGGAGCUCUACUCUGGCCGGAACACAUGGGUCCCCUACCCAGCCGGAGGACCUAACAGAGGACAAUGGCCGCCUGUGAACCGCCGUCCCUGGAGCCACACACAGCGAUGCCAAGAAGGGCGCAACCAGUCACAUCAUUCACUAUCAAGCCGUAUGUAUAACAGAGGGGACAGAUCAGUCAACCAUGCCCAUGAUAAGGGCAUCUCAAAGGGCCAUCGACAGCUGGAAAGGAUUUGGGAUGGUAAAGAGCAGCAAUUUGUCGGCCCCGGCUGGCAUCACAACUCCCCACGCUCAUUCACCAACCAAAGCGGUACUAAUGGUUAUCCGACGGGACCCGGACAGAGCUAUGACGACUGGCAGUAUAAUCAAGGGGAUCCUCGGUUGAAUCGCGGUAGCAAAGAGUUGCCGUCCCCGACGGAGAGAUGGGGUGCGUCAGACCACCACAGGAGCUUCACGGGCAGAAUGGCAAACAACAGGCACGGACCUUGGAAACAUCCAACCCCCCACCAGCGGAGAGAGCAGCUGCUCCAUCACAGCCCACCCCCACAGUACCAUCUAACUUCGAGGAACGGAUGUCCACCCAAAAGGAAAAGAGACUCGGACCCUGAUCAGUCAUCUCAUCUUGGGUCAAGGCAUGUAUCUCCACCUGCCCAUGCCCCAUCGUUGCCCAGCCACUACCGUUGCAACCAAGAUGACAGACCGGGUCCCUGCCAUCGCUCUGAACACAGGACCUCAGCAUCACAUCAACAGGAAACCUCUGAAGUGCGGAUGGGAGGUCAUGGGGUUAGUAGCUCAGAACCUCCCAACCAGAGUCUUGGCAGCAGACCACCACAUUAUGGUCACAAAGGGAAGGUCGAAGGCAAAAUCUCAGCUUCACCAGCAGACCACACCCGUGUGCCUUACAGCCAGCAAAAUCAUCACUACCACCAUCAGCGGCACACAAGCCAACAGAAAGUUCCACAGCACAACAAAUCGCCACACCCCCUGGAGGAAAAGGACUUACGGAGUCAUCAUCACAAGCAAAGCACAGAAAACAAGCGCUCUCAUUCAAGGAUCAAUUCAAAGGAUUCAGCCCUCUGCAAAAACUCUGGUGCCGCCAGUUCCCCCUGUUCAUCCCCUGUCUGCAGUCCUAAAGACGGUCGUUCCACUUCCAGCAGUCCCGGUGCUCCCUCCAGUCCGUCCUCAUUCACCAUGACCAGCUGCAGGAAAGAUUCAGCAGACGUUCAACCACGCCCUCUCAACGAACAGCAGAAAUCCCACGCGAGUCCCAGUCACAUCCACAGACCUAGCCUGACAUCCACCGCAUCACAUGUGUCUCGUUCCGGCUCGAAAUCCAGGUUUUCAGAUCCCAAACACAGGAAGACCUCAGUCUGUUCACGACAAUCUCCUGUCGCCAGGCCAAGACCGAGCAAGCCUGAGAAAGGGACGGAGGAUCUCAGAAAAACCGAGAGCAAACACAAGAACAAGCUCAUGAAAAAGGAGAAACGGAGUGAAGUCGCAAAUGGAAAUGACGAGGAAAGAAAAAGAAGGAAGAAAAGAGAAGAGAAAAGCAUGGAUGAAAAGAAAAGAAAGAGAGAUAAAUCACUUAAAAAGGACAGAAAGUUGCGUUUGAAAUUAAAAAAGAUUAAAAAGGAAAAACUUUCUUCCUGCUCCGCUUUCCCUCUUCCAGAAAAUGGCAGAAUGAGCGAAGCGGAGACAACAUCUCUGUCAGCAGAUGAUCAAAGCCAGUCACCCCUAAAACACAAGAUCAGGGAGAGGAGUGAACAAGUCAAAGGAACACUGGACAAGUCGUCCACUGAAACCCCUAAUGCUAACUGCACUUCCCAGCAUCCACCUUCAAAGUCCAGACAAAUUCUUGAAGAGAGCAGUUUUCCCACAGAAGUACCAAAAAAUGGACACGCCACAGACUCUAUAUCAGACUCUGUCAGUCUCCCUCAGAGCAGGAAUGACACGUCGUAUUCAGAAGAUGGACCAAAAUUCAACUCUGUUCAAAUAUUCCCUUCAAUCUUACUCAAUGCCUCAGCGGCUCUCAGCAGCAUGUGCUCCAUCGGGUCAAACCAGGCACUUCAUGGCAAAGAAGAGAAGAAGGUGGGAGUUCUCAAUGCUCCAGACCUUCAGCCCGAGGCUGUGCUGGGUAAUCUCAGUGACACGGGGGACAACCAUGCAAACACUCCCCCCGUGCUCAGCUGGCAGGGCUCCCCUGUUUCAGAUUUUGAAGAAGACGAGGAAGAGCUCAAGAAGGGUGUAAUAAGUAGACCUGUUCUGCAGCCCAGCCCCACUCAGUGCUUGUCUCCUCUCCCUGUAGAUAGUGAAUGCAACGACGAUUUGGAUCCUUGUAACAGUGAAUCCAACGGCUAUUCCCACGACAGCCCAUCCGAGUUCUGUGAUUCACCUUGUGAAAUCCAAGAAGUUGUCAAGGAAGACAAGGAAGAGCAGGCAAGCAGGAAAACGGCUGGCUUGCUCCUCAAUGAGCUCCAUCAGCAUAAGGCGGGGUUGGAUGAUGUCUUCAAGAGCCUGGCCACCUUCCUCGAAGGCCAGAGGGCGUCAUGCCGCGGUGGUCCUUUUGGAGGGGCCUCUUCUAGAGGGGUAAAGUACUCAUCGUCCUUAACAGUGGCGUCCCAGAUUCACUGUGAUGAGAAUCAAGAUCCUUCCCGCAAAUCGACUCCCACGGCCUUCUGCGAGUCUAAUAGUCAGUCACCUCCGGAUGCUACCUCGGACUCACUUUUAAAGUUCCACGGUCUGCCAUAUCGAAAAGAUCCGGUCGCUCAUCCCAAGGUGCAGGAGAAGCAGGAAGAGACUGAGAGCUCCUCAGAUGACAACCAGACGGGAAAGAAUAAAGAGAACCUCCGGGAGAGAACGGAGGGCUCUCUGAGUGCAGAGUUGAGAGUGACCACGACUCAUACAGCCUCGUUCACCAGUGUCAUUACCGUCUCCACCAAGGAAGGGAGAGAAAACAGGAAAAAGUCCAAGCACGCCGCUGCAAAGAGGAAGAGAAAGCAUAAGGAUGAAGGAAGAGACGGAAUCAUAAAGAAGAAGCUAAAGAAAAAGGAAAGGAAGGUCAAAACUAAAGCGAGUCAUAUAAAGGAUGUGCACAAGAUGGAUUUUUCCUCCUCAGUAUCAGUCAUUUCCAAAAGCUCCACCAGACCUCUCGCAGACAGUAUGAAAGGCCAAAUUCCUCAGGAAAAUCAAACAGCAUAUGGCAAAGACAUUAAGAGGGUCAAAUUGGACACUGGGGACACCAAUGUAAAGAUGGAAGUCAGUGAGGUAGGAAAGAAGGCAACCACAGACACCAACACCUCAAACACAGGAACCUCAGCUGUAAGAAUCAGUACAUCAGGUCAGUCAGGUGCUAACACGCCGGCGAGCAAACCCCCCUGCUCCAAUGGUCCAGUGGACCCCCUGAAACUUAAAGCAUUGUCCAUGGGCUUGGAGCUUAAGGAGCUAAAGGUUGUCCUGGUCAAAAUGGAAAGUGCUGGAAGACAAACGUUUAACAUAUCAGAGCUGGAGGAACAAAGGAUCCCAAUGUCCAAGCUCAGCAUUGAAAACACAGCGUUUGAAGUGGUCAGAGCAUGCAAGGGGGCAAGAGUGGAGGGGAAAUUCAAGGAGUCUUACCUCCUUCCCUCGUUCUGUGUAAAACCUAAAAUUGCAAUUGACAUUCCCAUUCCACGCGAAAAGCUGAACCCGCCCACGCCGAGCAUUUAUCUGGAGAGCAAGAGGGAUGCCUUCUCUCCUGUUCUGCUUCAGUUCUGCACAGAUUCCAAAAAUGCUGUAACGGUCAUCCGAGGCUUGGCUGGCUCCCUCCGCCUUAAUCUGGGUCUGUUUUCCACCAAGUCGCUGGUGGAGGCCAAUUCAGACCAUGCUGUGGAAGUGAGAACUCAGGUUCAGCAGCCUGCUGAUGAGAACUGGAACCUGAACGGCUCUGCACAAACAUGGCCCUGCGAAAGCAGUCGAUCUCACACCACUAUUGCCAAAUACGCCCAGUACCAAGCCUCCAGCUUUCAAGAGAGCCUAGAGGAGGAGAAGGAAAGCGAGAAUGAGGAAGAAGAGGAGGAAGAAGAGAAAACCUCAGACUCGUUAGCAACCACAAAAGCUGCUCUGGCGUUACCCAGCAGUAAAGUCAAUCCCAGCUCAACGACAAAUAAAGCCAACUCAACUUCUUUCGUCAAAGCCCAGCUGGCUAAUUCCAUCAGCACUCCCAGCCCAGAGCAGAAAGCAGUCGGAAAGAUCAUUAAAUUCGGGACCAACAUUGAUCUCUCUGACCCUAAAAGGUGGAAGCCCCAGCUGCAGGAGCUUCUGAAGCUCCCUGCUUUCAUGCGAGUGGAAUCCACCAACAACAUGCUCAGUCUCGUCGGUCACACCAUCCUGGGCAUGAACUCCGUGCAGCUGUACAUGAAGGUUCCAGGCAGCCGCACUCCAGGGCAUCAAGAGAACAACAACUUCUGCUCCGUCAACAUUAAUAUCGGGCCUGGAGACUGUGAGUGGUUUGCAGUCCAUGAACACUACUGGGACGCCAUAAACAAAUUCUGUGACAAGCAUGGAGUAGACUACCUUACGGGGUCCUGGUGGCCGGUCCUGGAGGAUCUCUACAGCUCCAACAUCCCUGUGUACCGCUUCAUCCAGAGACCGGGGGAUCUGGUGUGGAUCAAUGCCGGGACUGUUCACUGGGUUCAAGCUGUGGGCUGGUGCAACAACAUAGCCUGGAAUGUGGGGCCUCUCAAUGCAUACCAAUAUCAGCUCGCCCUGGAGCGCUUUGAGUGGAACGAGGUGAAGAAGGUGAAGUCCAUCGUUCCCAUGAUCCACGUUUCAUGGAAUGUGGCCCGCACCAUCAAGAUCACAGACGAGGACACCUUCAAGAUGAUCAAACACUGCCUCAUGCAGUCAAUCAAGCACAUCCAGAUUCUGAGAGACCAGCUGGUGGCUGCAGGAAAGAAAAUCUUUUACCAGAGCCGUGUGAAGGAUGAGCCCGCCUAUUACUGUAACGAGUGUGAUGUGGAGGUGUUUAAUCUGCUGUUAGUAACCAGUGAGAACAGCAGUAAGAAGACCUACGUGGUGCACUGUGAGGACUGCGCUCGAGCUAAGAGCUCAUCCCUGGCGGGGGUUGUGGUGCUGGAACAGUAUCGGAUGGAGGAGCUGAUGAAGAUCUACGACAGUUUUGUUCUGACCCCUCCGCCUCCUUCAAAGUGAGGACUCCACCACCUUUCUCAGCCAUAACCAAAACUCUAACGGCAGCACAAAAGUUGUCUCCGCAGCGGCCCGCUUCAGCAAACGCUCUCUCAAUCAGCCAAUCCAGUUUACUCAGUAUUGUUUACAUCACACAAUAAGGUUUGGAUACUCAGCCAAUCCAACUCUAGCUCACCGUCUUCCCCAUGCCAGCUGCAGAUUGGACGUGUGUUUUGAAAUAGAAUGACUAGACUGGUUUUUUCUCACAAAAAGCAUUUAAUAUGAGUUUAAAAAAAAAUUGUGAGCACUGAUACCACUGAAAAUCAGGUUAUAUAUGUUCAACGGACACUGCUGUGAUUCAAAAGCGUCUAGUAGCCGGUUCUAUGUAUUGAUUCAGGUACUUUUAUGCAAAUUCAGUAGAACUUUUGUACACCAAUCUAGUUAUUCUAAAUGUCCAUGAAUUUGCUGUGAUUCUAUUGUACCAGCAGGGGAAGUAGCUGAUUGUCACGUUCGGCAUGGUGUUGGUUUCUGUUUUUAAUUGUUUUGUUGCGGUAUUCAGGUAAACUGAUCUUUGUAAUUCCUGUAUGUAAACUCUUUGAGGUGCUAUACCAAUCCUAUUUAUUCUCAUUAGAUACUUACAAAGUUUUACCAGCCUAGAAGUACACCACAUUGGCCUUGUGAACAGUAUUUAGAGGUAAUUAGCUGACGAAACACAUACAAAUGAGGUUUUUACGUAAGUUCUAGCAAAUGAAAUUAAAAUCUUUCUCAGUUUCUCUAAAAUACGGGUUUACUCGAGGACUAAUAUGGCUUCACUCUUAGUUGGAAAUCAGCUGUGAGGAGGUAGAAUUGGACUUUUUAUUGUGUUCGCUUUUUAACAAGUCUAGCAAAAAUGAUGGCUAUCGAGAUUUGUAUGAUACACACCAAGAAAACCGACAUGCGGUCGUCAUUUUUACUUUUUAAUGGGGAAUAUAAGAGUCCCAGUUUUAUACCUCUUUUACUGAAAUGUUAUUGUUUGUAGGUAACAGAGAAAAUAAAGAAUUGUAAAUUGUGAAUGAACUUAUGGGAGACACAGUGGUGUGCAUAGACGGAGACAAAGAGCAGGAGAUGGGGAGGGGUUAAACAUUGAUGUUUAUAUGAGUGAAAUGAAACUUAAAGUAAGAUGUGCAAAUAUAUAACUAAUCGUAAUCUUCUAAUGCAAAAACCCGGAAAUGCCAAACUGAAGAACAGAUCCUGAUUUUCCAUCCUGGCCUGUACCUCUGACCUGGUGAAAUUCAGCUCCACGCACUGCCAAAAGCUAGAUUUACUCAGAUGUAAUUAUUUAAUCAACAAUAAUUUGUUGCUCUCUUUUAAUCUAAAGUUCUGACUUGCAUGGUAUAAUUACUGCCAUUACACAUUAGUAUCAGUUUGUAGGUGGUUGAGGAGAAUAAACAGCCCUAGCUAAAUGAAAUGCAGAUGAGGUUGAAUUAGGCCUGAUGGUAGAUAUAUUCAGGAUUUUAACCAAAGGAAGAUUAUUUACACUAAAUCAAAUCUAUUUAGAAAUGUCAAUCUUUGAUCACUUAAAUGGAUAGUAGUAAAGAUUUCUCCCUUUCCUUUACGUAACACAGUUUUGUUUUUCUAUUCACAAUGUCUAGACUAAGAAUUUUUAUUUUUACUUUUUUUUUGUAAUUCAAAACCUGUUCAAGUCAAUUAAGGUUAGGCAUUUGCCAACUUAGUUCCAGUUCCAUAUUGCAGUCUCUCAGUUCAGGUUUUCUUGGCAGUGACGGACAUUCUGUCCAAAUCUGUGUUUCCAAUGGUCGGCAUCUAUUUAACUCUCCAACAUGGGCCGGACAGCCACAAACUUUCUAGUUUGUUUCUCAAGACAUGACUCGACACACACAGCUGCUGUCUUUAACAAACUCCUCCUGUUGGCCCCUGGUGACUGUUUUCAGGCGUCGCAGCCUAUUGAUGUGCUAAGCUAAGGUUAGCAAGUUUGCUCUCUGUUUAUGUAUGACUUGUUGAUCAUUUUUGGCUCGUAACAUACACCAGUGCAGUUCCAUUUAGUCUAUUUAAUCAUGCUUGGACAAGACUUGCACAAUACCUUCUCCUUCAUAAAUAUAUUGACUUCAGUGUCUCAUGGCCACAAUCCCUGUACGCACCAGAGCAGCUCAGAUGGCAGCAGCCAGUACAGUCAGUUUUUUGUUGUGAACAUCUGUGUAAAUGGUGUCAAAAAGCAUUUGUUAUGGACAACCUAAAUUCCUUAAUGAAGUUUUACAAGCCGUGCACACACAAAAAAAAGGCUGUGAUUUUUUUUGUUUCCCAACACUGGCCAUGAUAAAUGAGGUUACACAGAUCUCUAGUAAACACUAUGGAUGUAGCAAGGAUAAGAAGGAUACAAAGUUGAGUGUAAUCAGGGACCUGAUUUAUACCAUCUGUUUAUCGGAACUAGUACAGAAAUAUCAGAGUAUUGCAAAUCAAGAUGAUUUCAAGAUAAACACGUCUUCUUGUUUUGUGAUUACAAAAAGGUAAAUGUGACGUGAGCAAUGAUUCGUCUUUUUUGUUUUUUUGUUUUUAAAAUCCAUUGGAAACUCAGCUUGUUGGUGCUCUCUGACCGUGUUUGAACAUGCUCUUAAAUGGUUGGUAUUGUGCAUAUUGAUACAAAGACCCAAGUAUGUGAAGGAAGAUUCAUUUACUCACAGAACUGGAAUUAGUAUAUUGCAAUGGAGGAGUGGUAUCACUGGUAUAAUAACGAUUAUGAUGACCUGCCCUCAAAUGCCAUGCUUCAGGGCCCAGCUCUGACCUCAUCAGUCCGUGCACACCAUUUUCUGUACAUACUUUAUAUGCUUCAGGAUCAUUAGAACACGUGUAAUUUUGUUUUGAAUUAAAAAAAAAAGAAUCGGCUUUCUUGAUGUCAUUUGGUUGCUGUUGUUUUGGUUUUUAGUUGGUAUAUUCUAAUACAUGCUGAAAAUAUCCUGUUUCACUCUAGUUUAAAGUACUGCGAUGGGAAAGUUCCUCCUACUUUUAUACCUCUUUUUGUUGUCGUUUUUUUUGUUAUUCUGUUUUUCUUUUUUUUUUUGGAUAAUCAAGAAAAUGAUAAAUUGUAAAUGGUGACAUUAUUUAUACUGUAAAUGGUGGUUUGCUUAUAUAUUUAUUGCAUAUCAAAGGAUACUUCACUUGAUAAGGGGCUACAAGGUAUUUUAAAAGUGUAGUAUGGUCAUAGUGUGUGGAUAGGGGAAGUGCAAUCAGGGGGGCAGUUUAAUAUUCAUGGUGCUAGACCCCUACUUGCCUCGGUGCCCCCUCAUCAAACAGCAUAUAUUGUAUGGACAUAAGAUUCAACUCAACUCCACCAUCUGGUGCUUAGAACCAUUUCAGUUUACUGGAAAUUGAAUGAUGUCUUUGUACUGUAACUAAGAGAACAAUACAAGAUUUUUUUUCUUUUGUACUUUACUUCCAUUGUAUGAAAUGCAUAAUCUCGUGUGGCAUUAGUGGUUUUAUGAUAAGCAUUAGCUGUAGUUGUUAACUCUUGACACUUUUACAGAGACUCUUAGGGAUGUGACUUUUAUUGGCUUCGAGGUUCCUGGUGUCUUGUCCUCAUUAGUACUUUUUGGAGGAUGUAACGAUGCUCUUUUUUUUUUCUCUCCCUUUUCACUUGUUUGAUUUAUGCUGCACUCACUGUUUCCAAAAGAAGUCACUUAGAAGAAAACCUGAGCCAGACCUGUCUUAAUUCCUCUGUGAUUUUUCUGUGACAUACUGUAUUGUUGUUCAAGAAAUUAAAAAAAAAAAAGUUUUGAUAAACCAUGCA
This is a messenger RNA of Fundulus heteroclitus (mummichog), 9279 nucleotides long. RefSeq names its product microtubule-associated protein futsch. Gene Ontology annotation, molecular function: histone H3K27me2/H3K27me3 demethylase activity; RNA polymerase II cis-regulatory region sequence-specific DNA binding; chromatin DNA binding. Gene Ontology annotation, cellular component: MLL3/4 complex. Gene Ontology annotation, biological process: regulation of gene expression; heart development. NCBI's taxonomy places the organism in Eukaryota, Metazoa, Chordata, Actinopteri, Cyprinodontiformes, Fundulidae. The transcript is spliced from 22 exons. The record is from RefSeq and is a predicted model, not a curated record. Bases 330 to 5525 code for a protein of 1731 amino acids.